AUGUAAAUUGCUUAACAUUAAGGGUUUAAUUUCAGGAAUAAUCCUGGCUGUCAGGUAAAUUUAUCCCUGCCACACUACAAUUGUGAUUUAUGUUGAACGUCUUCAUUGGAAAGAAUCGUCGUGACAGAGAAUGAUCACAUUUGCUGGAAUGAAACGAAGUGAUCCUGCCAGAAUGGGUUGCAUGCAAAAUGUUGUAUUGUGAUGGGUGGUUGAUAGGUAUAGAUGUUGGUUUUGCCUCCGCCAUGGAGAUUACCCAGGCGGAGAGCCAAAGCCUUAGAAUCAUUCAUCUGUACCACAAUACCCACGUCACCUAUGAAAACACCAAUAACAAUGCCAGGUUAUUACAGUUGGAAUCAGUUCGAGAGGAACUGCUGUGUAAGCGAGCUGUUAGAGGAAUGUGCCCUGGCGGAGGGUAAGCUUAUCCAUGGCCACAUAAUCAAGGCUGCUUUUUACCCUGAUGUUUCGCUCUUAAACCGUCUCGCGAACAUGUAUGCCAAGUGCGGGUGUUUAGAGGAUGCACGACAACUGUUUGAUAAAAUGCAUUACCGAAAUAUUGUUUCAUGGAACAUGAUGAUUACAGGAUAUGCCAAAUGCGGGCAUGGAGAACAACAUUAUGCUCAACUUGAAUCUUUGAAACUGUUUUGCCACAUGCAACUGGAUGGGAAGAAGCCUAAUAGGAUUACUUUUGCAGGUGUUCUCAGUGCGUGCAUUGGAUUAAACAAUGUGCAACAGGGGAAACAGGAGUCACGCCAAGUGUUUGACAAAAUGACUGCGAGAGAUGUAGUUGUAUGGAAUGUGAUAAUCGCUGGCUAUGCGCAGCAGGGUUGUGUAGGGGAGGCAUUGAAGCUUCUUUCACAAAUGCAGUGGGCGGGUUUAAUGCCAGAUGAGUUUACCCUUGGGAGUCUUCUUAGUGUAUGUGGUAGCUUUUUGGCGUUGGAAGAGGGCAAGCAAGUCCAUGUUCACAUAAUCAGAAUUGGACUUGAAUUAAGCACGUUUGUGGGCAGUGCCCUUGUUGAUAUGUAUGCCAAAUGUAAAAAUAUAGAUGUUGCACGCAGAAUUUUUGACACAAUGCUUGUGCAUAGCUCUGUUACGUGGACUGUUAUGAUUGCUGGGUAUGUUCAGAAUGGAUUAGGCGAGGAGGCUCUCAAGCUCUUUUCUCAAAUGCAAAUGGAAGGUGUGAAGCCAGAUCAGUUGACAUUGGCCUCUGUUUUAAGUGCAUGUGCAAAUCUAGCUGCUUUGAAAGUAGGCAAGCAGAUUCAUGCGCACACACUCGCAAGUGGUUUUCUGUCACACUUAUCAGUGGGCAAUGCUCUUGUCACCACUUAUGCUAAAUCUGGGUGCAUUGAAGAUGCCCAUCAAGUGUUCAAUGCUAUGUCUGAAAGAGACUUGGUUUCCUGGACUGCAAUGAUUGGAGGAUUUGCUUAUCAUGGGUUUGGAAAGGAAUCUCUGCAGCUUUUUGAACAAAUGCUGAAGGCAGGCAUGAAGCCAGAUCACAUCACCUUUAUUGGUGUCCUUAAUGCUUGCAGUCAUUCAGGAUUGGUGCAUGAAGGUUAUCAAUAUUUUAACUGCAUGACUCAUGAUCAUAACAUUACACCUAUAGCAGACCACUACGCUUGUAUGAUUGAUCUUCUUGGACGAGCUGGACGCUUGAAUGAGGCAGAUAAUCUCAUGAAAACAAUGCCGUUUGAACCUCAUGCUAAUCUGUGGGGAUCAUUACUUGCUUCUUGUAGAAUCCAUAGUAACCUAGAACUAGGUAUACAAGCAGCUGAAUGCCUUUUCAAAUUGGAACCACAGAAUGCUGCAAAUUAUGUUCUCAUGUCAAACAUCUAUGCUUCAGCUGGUAGGUGGGAUGAUGUUUCUAAAGUAAGAAAAAUGAUGAAGGAUAGAAAUGUAAGAAAAAAUCCAGGUUGCAGCUGGAUUGAGGUAAAGAACACAGUGCAUUCGUUUGUUGCAGGAGACCGAUCUCAUCCACAAGUAGAGGAGAUUUAUGAAAUGCUGGAGAUACUUGCCAGACAGAUGAAGGCGGCGGGAUAUGUGCCUGACACAAAUUUUGUUCUGCAUGAUGUAGAAGAUGAAUAUAAAGACAACUUUCUUAUCUAUCACAGUGAAAAGCUGGCACUUGCUUUUGGUCUUAUCAGCAUUCCUCAUGGGAUUCCAAUCAGAAUUGUAAAGAAUCUUCGUGUGUGUGGUGACUGCCACACUGCCAUCAAGUUCAUUUCAAAAAUUGCUGGGCGAGAAAUAAUAGUUAGGGAUGCCCACCGCUUCCAUCAUUUUAAAGAUGGACUGUGCUCUUGUGGAGAUUAUUGGUAACAUUGUCAAGCAACUGUAUUAUGAUUUACCAUAGUCUAUUUCAGUCUGAAGCAUGGAUUUUUGAUAAAUAAUUUCUGAUAGAAAUGAAGAAACCACAAUGAAAAUUAGAGUGCUGAUGGAUACUAAGUAAAAUUUCUUGAUGGUCAUGCUAAAUGCCAUGAAAUAAAUUUUAUGCUAUUUUGAGCCUAGGGGAUGGCCACAAAUUGUUGGAGUUUUAGGAAUACAGGAAAUAAGUUGGCAAAAGGUAAAAUGAAGCCACCUAGAAGAAGAGAGACGAAAUUAAAACAUUAAAGAAAUUUUCAGAUUGUGCAUUGUAUCAACAUUUUUUUGUUCUAUGUUACUGGGAAUGUUAUCCCACUGAAUUUACUACAGUUGAACAUAUUCCCGUAGAAUGUGAUUUCAACUAUGUUGCAGAGAUGAUGAUAGACCGACCUUGCCAAGAAAAAAUAUGACUUUUGAGGAGAUGCUCAUAUGUGGAGAGUGUGUUUGCAUAUUCAGGUUCCUCCACGGAAUUUGUAGCAGUAUGAUUCAGCUGUCUUCUGAUCUUUUGACAUCGAUUUUUAGAAUGACCAUAGUCUAUUUUUUCCCCAAAAUGUAUUGUUAGUUCCUCAUGUUAGCGAUAGAAAAAAAAUAGUCUUCUGUAA
Messenger RNA from Cryptomeria japonica (Japanese cedar), 2954 nucleotides. RefSeq names its product putative pentatricopeptide repeat-containing protein At1g68930. The coding region runs from base 223 to 2310 and encodes 695 amino acids. Gene Ontology annotation, molecular function: zinc ion binding; RNA binding; protein binding. The record is from RefSeq and is a predicted model, not a curated record. The transcript is spliced from 2 exons. Gene Ontology annotation, biological process: RNA modification. Lineage: Eukaryota; Viridiplantae; Streptophyta; Pinopsida; Cupressales; Cupressaceae.